AUGCAGGCCCGUCUGGACCACCACCUGGCGACCAGCCGCGAGCGCUACAUCCGCGUGUACCGGGCGCGCAUGAACCGUCUUCUGGAGACGGGGCUGUUCCACCCAAGCGACAUGCAGUCGAUCCGCGCUUACCUCUAUACAUUGGAGACCGGCGAAGACGACACGCCGAUAUCGCAUGCGCCCGUGGCCAUGCGCCGCGAUGUGGAGGAUGCGCUGAUUCAUUUCAAGACCAAGUUUGCCAUGCCUACGGAGAUGGUCGAGAGCAGCGAGUUCCGGGCAUUCUGCCGGGCCAUGUUCCAGGCGCAGCGCGAUGGCAGCCUGACCACGCCAUUCUACACUACCCCCGAUGCAUACAUGAGUAGGGUUGGUUUGACGCUCUACCAGAGGCUGGCGAACGCUGAGCGCUACUCCGUAUUGCUGGGCGCGAGCUCCUCGGGCCGGUAUAUUGGCAUAUCUGUGUCGGUCCAGCAGCAAAGGCAUUUUCUAGGCUGGGCUGAGAACAGCGACAUCACCAGUGUUGCUGCGCAGCGACUCGAGCACGGCAUCCAUGGAGUUGGUGCGGAGACCAAGCCGGUUUUAUUCUCAAUCAUCAGCGCUGGCCCGCCGUGGCUGUCGGAGAUCAGACAGGCGGCAGCCCGUGCAUUCCUCGCCUCGCAUUUCAUCGACUCCCUGGCAUCAAUGCUUUUGGAUCCCGCCGGGCAGUUCGCCAUGCACGUCACGUCGCUGAUUGAGGUGGCAAAGGCGGUGAUCCACAGCCAUGACGCGCACAAGCGCUGGAUCUCCCGCAAGCACCAGCCGAUCACCCUGCCCGACCCGUCCAUCGCCACGUCGCACCUGCAUAUGUUCCAGCAGAUGGUGUCUGUGGACUACGAGUUCCUGUUGCAGCUAAAGACCAUUGUCAGUCCCGAGUCCGCUGCGUACUUUGACAACCUUUUGGACCGCAAUAUGGCGCCGAUGUUUUUGGCACUGGUACAGAUUUUCGCCGUAUUGGAUCGUGCAGGCUCCAUUGCCAGUGAACGGAACCUGUCCAUGUCGGAUCUGGCAGUGCUGUUUGCGAGAAUGGAAAAGUCCUUGGAGGUCUUGGCGAAGGGCACGCACCCGAGCAGCACCGAUGACAUGCAGAUGCUGGCCAAACAUGUCCUGGCAGAGUUCCGGACCCAGCUCGAGUCCGAGUACUCGGAUGUCAUGCUUUCCAUGGUCCUGGCGCACUCGUUGUCGUUUUACCCUUCGGAUUUCAGCAUCCUGGAGCACAGGCCGAACGCUCUGGCCAAAGGCGACUCGGUCGGAGCACGAAUUCAGCAUGCCCGAGCUGUAUGUCCGGCAUGCAGGCAUUCUGCAACAGCCUGGGAUGUUGCCCGCACAAGGCAUGCGGACGACCUGCCGUCCUACUUUGCCAUGUCGAAAAUGUUGUCGCUGGCUGGCAUGGCGCCCAACCGGGACAUGGAGCCGUUUGCCACUCUGUCGGCUGCACUGUGCGAAUGCCCCGUUUCGGCCACCACCAUUGAUGUUGUCAACGAGGAUGCGGUGCUGAUGGAGAUUGCGCAUUGCCACUCGAUGCUGGUGUCUGCCAUUGACUACAAUGAUGCAGCGGCUCCUGUCGACCAGGCUGAACCCGCGGUCAGCUUUGGCAGCUCAGCCGACGUCAUUGCGACAUGGCAGGAGCCUGCUGACACUACGGUGUCUGCGCACUCGGUUCUGCUGUGCUAUUUCGAUGCUGCCCAGCUCGCCCCACUGGUCCAAUUCUGAGAUCCGCGUUGAUCGAUCAGCUGCUCAGCAAAUCAGCAGCCCUCGCUCAGCCCAGC
Molecule: messenger RNA, 1802 nt
Organism: Linderina pennispora
Lineage: Eukaryota; Fungi; Kickxellomycota; Kickxellomycetes; Kickxellales; Kickxellaceae
Exons: 8
Coding region: 1-1746 (581 amino acids)
Source: RefSeq, a predicted model, not a curated record